This is a messenger RNA of Symbiodinium sp. CCMP2592, 5553 nucleotides long. The record is from the annotation of a GenBank genome assembly. NCBI's taxonomy places the organism in Eukaryota, Dinophyceae, Suessiales, Symbiodiniaceae.
AUGGAAUCGGCUCUUCCCAGCGGGUUGCUGGACAUUGCCUUACAACAACGAAGGCUGAGCGUCAUGCUUCAGCCUGCAAGGAGGCACGGCCCUACGGGAGGCCACGACCUCAUUGGAGAGAGAGAUGUUCUGCGAGCGACCCUGACAAAUGGCCAGGAGGAAGGUCGCCCUGACAGUGGCGAACAAACAUGGCGCUACUACGACCUUUUCGACGCGGUCCGCGACCUCCUUGACUACGUCAGUGCCAAGCUGAUCCAACUUGGCAGUUUUGCACAGGAACAUGCCCAGGGCCUCCUGCACAGCUUCUAUGCGGCACAGAUGGGAGCCCUACUUGCUUUUAUCCUCUCCACAGGAAGCCAAGGUCCGCCCACAUGCAGGAAGCUCCCCCACCUCUCGAAAAGUUGCCCACUUCGGAUGCUUUUGGCGUUUUCGGUUGUCACUGUUGGGCAAGCGGUCCCGACAACCGGGCCUGGCCUCUCUGGACGAGGUCCACGAGCAGGACCUCUACUUCCUCCGACAGUCCCUCGCCAAACAGAUCUGGAGCUGUGGAUUUCCGGACAGCUAACUAUCCGAGAACAACUUCUUCGAGCUGAUGUGGAUAGGUCGCCCCUGCUAGAAACCGAAGCAGGAGACAUGCCUCCACCACCAGCUGAUCCGAAUCCUACAGAGCACGAGGGUGAUGUGGCUAUGUCUGAUGAAGAUCGAAGAGCUGUCCACAUUACGGUGUGGACCACAUCACCGCACUUUGGCCAGGAAACCGUGGACAUUGGUAUGGGUUUUCCCUUGACCUCUCAGCGAGUCUGCGAUGCGGUCGUUUCCACCUGUCAAAGUAUGCCCACAUAUGCGGAGACUGCAGUCCCGACGAUCCCGCAACUGGGGUCGCAUUUCGGCAGCUGUAUACUUAUCCCAUCAUGGAUUCCUGCCGAUGGCAAGUUCGCCAUGUUGAUGGACAAUCGGGGAAUCGGGGGCGAGCUCUUCGCCUUCUAUCACACCGGACCUGUAUCGCAGAGAUCUCUUGAAAGGCAACUCCCGGAAGAUGCGGCUGACAUCGACAUCUACCUCUUCGGGAACCGAACGGCAUUGCAGCCGAACGACUCUGUUGAUGCUAUCCAGGGAGGCAUCAUCAAAACUGUUUUUGCCGGGGAACUUUGUGAAUGGGAGGACUCUUUGUCGGACCGACUCACGGACCCCUCGAGAUGGGAUCCCAGACAGCAUCCGCCGGGCCUUAGCCGGGGCUCGCAUGUUGUCUAUCAAACUCCCGAGGACCAGCUCGUCUUCGAGGACCUCCCAGAUGCAGAUCAGCGCCGAAAUGAUCUGGCUGAUCUACUCAUGGGAUUUCAGCCAGGACAAAGUUGGAUCGUGGAGCCGGCGCAGCCACUGGACGACCUCACACAUGCAGGUCGCCGCAUCGCUAAACAGAUUGCGAUGAUCCCUGGCCCGCGCUCCACGCCUGUAGACGAUCCGGACGCCAUCGUAAUCUUUGUCGACUUGCGAGGUUUGGGCAUGUUCCCGCAGUGGCUCCUGCUACCAGGCCCCCUCUUCAACUCCUCCGAGUAUUUAGAGAGCAUCCCGGCACCCAGCAUCGAAGGCUGGACCAUGAUCGUCGAGGGGGGGGAGCUCACUGCACAACGAGAUCUUCUUCGAGUUCAGCCAGGGGAAACCCUCAACUUCUUCUUGAAGGAGACUGCUGACCUCACCCCGUCUCCGGCUGACGAGGACAGCGACGGUGACGAUGAGGACGGAUCGGAGGACUCCGACAGCUCCUACAACGACAACCUGCCCAACUCGAGUGACAUCUCUGCUUCACCCCCAUCGGACGGCAGACCUCGAGGACCACCUCCACCUCAGCCGGUGAACCGCAGCCGUUCGCCCAGCCGACGUUCUGCUGAGGCUCCACGAGGACAUGGCUGCGCCGGACCCAUGCCACCGGCCCCCGGGGAGGAUGUGGGCCACGGCCAAAAGGGUGCCAAGAUCGUCUCCCUCGCGGACGCGGUACCGCCUCCACACUUCGACCUGACUGUCAACCACUUGCAGCUACCUCAUACACCACAACAGCUCGCUACCAUGAUGCGACCGUGGCUGCCUACCUGGCUGCAGUUUUCUUGGCAAGGCCUCAAGUUGCAGAAGAAUACGCAGAAUGCCCUUCGAGAGCUUGUCCACUGGAGUGACCUGAUUUCUCGAGUAGGGCAAGAAGACUCCGAAGUCUACUUGUACACCGAUGGGUCCGCUGACCAGCAUGGCCGCAGCGGAUACGGAAUCCUCAUCCUGCUCAAGGUCGGCGCCUUCAUGGCACUCUUUGGUGCGAUUGGGGAACAACUUCAAGGUAAUGAUCUAUGCCCUUGGAAUGUUCCCAAUGUACCGGCUUUAGCCGCCGAACAGGUAGCAAUAGCUGCCGCUUUGUUGUGGAUUGCCCAGGCACGAUCACUGCUCCCCACUGCCAAGUACCACAUCCUCUUCGACUGCAAUGCUGCAGGCGGGUCUGCCUCAGGCCGGUGGAAUCCUAAUUCCUUUGCGGAGCGCACCCACCAGUUCGAGCUCUUCCUUAAAGAGCUCCCACAGACAUGGAUUGAAUAUGGCCACGUCAAAGGCCACAGCGGGGACCCGUGGAACGAAAUGGCGGAUGCGCUGGCCAAGGCCGCUGCCAAAGGCGAUCACUACCUCCCAGGGCCCUCUAUCGAGGUGAUCCAAGCUUUCCAGGCCAACUCCCUCGCGUGGUUGGCAACGGCUGCAUCUGCACUCAAGACCGGAGCAUUGAAGGGGCGAGGAGGAGUUCAACGCGUUGGAUCGGCGAAUAUCCAAGGCAUCGGGGGGCUUCAUCGGUACAUCGAGGAUCAGUUCCAUGCAGAAGGCCUGCAGAUUGCGAUGCUCCAAGAGACCAAAGGAGCAUCCGGUCUAUGCCGUGGACCCCACUAUCUCCGACUCUCCUCUGAAUCUCAGGGCCAUUGGGGUACAGCCAUCUGGCUGCACAGACAGAAGGGAGCCAUCAAAUUCAACGGCAAGCCAGUUGUUGUCGACGAAGCCAACAUCGAGCUCCUCUUCGAAGGACCCCGGCUCCUGGCUAUUCAGAUUAUUGUGGAGUCAGGGAUAAAAAUCGCAGUUCUGGCAGGGCAUUGCCCGCAUGCUGGACGAGUUGAUGAGAGAGACGCCUUCCUCAACGACCUCAAGCUCACUCUGGCCAGAUGCAGACAAGCCCAAGUCGUUGUGUUUGGGGUCGAUCUGAAUGGACGUUUGCCCACAAACUACCAGUGUGUCACAGGCUCCCUGACAUGCGACCCUCCCGACCACACUGGAUGGUUGAUGGCCAAUGUCAUGGCCGACUAUGGCCUUUGGGCCCCAGCCACCUACGAGUCCCUCCACAAAGGCGACCCAGCGACUUAUACCCAUCCUAACGGCCAGCAAAGCAGGAUCGAUUAUCUGCUAUUGGGAGGGAAAGCCGAGGUGCAUUCCUUGGUCAGUGAUUCCGUGCACAGCUUUGACAAUGGUAGUGCCAAUGAAGAUCACAAAUUGGUGGUCUUGGAGUUUGAAGGAGAAGCACUCCAAAGCAGCCUUGAAGCUCGACUCCAGCUUCCGCGCUAUGACACUGAGGCCAUGCGAACAGAGCAAGGACGACGUCAACUGCAGUAUAUCUGCGACAGCUUCCCACAACCGGCCUGGAAUGUCCAUCCUGAUGACCACUGCCAGCGACUUCAGGAAUACCUACAGGACGCCCUUGGCUGGUGGUUCCCGAAGCCCCCAACCUCAAGACGUUCUUCUUUCAUCCCCGAUGAGGCGUGGACACUGCGGGAUGCUAAGCUCAGCCUGCGCCGCAAAACCCUUUCAAGGAGACAGCUGUGGGGCAGCUUUGCGGCGACUGCCUUCCGAUGCUGGAAGAAAGGAGUCCCCCUGACCAACCAGGAGGGCCUACAAAAGCACGCUAUCCUCUAUGAGGCCAUUGCGGUCGCGAUCAAGCUCGUUACCAAGAAAAUCAAGAACUUGAUCGCCAAGGGCAAGAACGAGAUGCUGGGGUCCAUUGUUCGCGAAGGACCGCAGGGGGUCUCUGAGGUCCUACAGCGAGCCAAGCGCGCAGGACUUGGAGGGCAAAAGACGCGGCCUGUGGUCCGCCCUCUUCCGGCCUUGCUGCACCCGGACUCAGGCGAGCUGGCCCGGACCAGACAGGACCGUGAUCAGAUUUGGCUCCUGCACUUCGGACGGCAAGAAAAAAGUGUCAUUCGAAAGACAAGUGAUUUUCUGAAAGACGACCAGAGAAUGGAGCAAUCGGAGAUCACAUGGAAGUGCGAAUGGCUCCCGUCACUCACGGACUUUGAGAGCCUGAUGCGGCGAGUCAAGCCUGGGAAAGCUGGCGGAUUAGAUGGUCUUCCGAGCGAUUUGCUCGCUGCAUGCCCGACAGGUAUGUCGCAGAUCACGUAUCCCCUGUAUCUCAAAUCCCUUCUCACCUUUCGCCAGCCGAUUCAGUGGAGAGGAGGCGUCCUCUUUGAAUUGUUCAAGAGAUCAGGCAUGCAAAGCCAGGUGGAGAGCCACCGCAGUAUCUUCCUGAGCAGCCACUUGGGAAAAGCGCUGCACAAAUCCCUCCGGACCAAGAUCCGUGGCGAGGUACAGUGUUCACUUCACCCGCUACACUUCGGAACGAGAGACUCAGCCCCAGUUCUUUUCCCCAGUUUGUAUGUGGCCUCGCAUUUCAGACGGUGUCGCCGGCUUGGACGCAGCGCGGCGGCGCUUUUCGUGGACACAAAAAGCGCAUACUACCGGGUGAUCAGAGAGGUCGCCACUGGGGUUAUCACCCAAGACUCCACGCUGGUCUGGUUGUUUCGUCGCUUUCAGCUCAGUGAGGACGAUGUGGAGGAGCUUCGCACCAUUAUCCAACAGGGUGGUAUGUUGGAAGCCUUUGACGUCCCACCUCCCAUCAGACAAGCAGUACGCGACAUGCAUUUUCGGACCUGGUUUAUCACCCGGUACUCCCAGGGCGAUGAGAUCGGACAGGCCUUCGCUGGGUCCCGCCCAGGCGAAGCCUGGGCUGACACCAUCUUUGCAUUUAUUUAUGCAAAGGUCUUGUACAAGGUCCACGAAUGCAUGGAUGCUGAGGGCCUCCUUUUCAGACUACCCUACGACCAGGAGUCCGGCAUCUACGCAACGGGGGGCCAAGGCUUCGAGGAGCCUUCUUGGGACACUACAUGGGCAGAUGACUCGGCCUUCCCGCUGGAGUCCGGCGAGCCGGAAACACUACUGGUGAAGACGAGCCGAGUCAGCUCUCUCGUCAUCGGGCUCUUUCAAUCCUACGGAAUGGAGGUCAGUCUGAAACGACACAAGACGAGCUUGGUCAUCCAGCUUCGGGGCAAAGGAGCUGUCCGGGCUCGUCGCCGCUUCUUCUCCUCGGGCAAAGCAGCGCUCUUCCUAGAGGAUCUGCAGCUGAGCAUUGACAUUGUCCCUUACUACCGUCAUCUUGGCGGCGUCAUUGAUGGCCGCAUGGAUUUGGGACAAGAGGUCCGACACCGAUUGGGCCUGGCGGCUUCUCAUAUGAAGCGGCCAAGUCUCUCUUGCUGCAGAACAGGGAUUUGA